CAUGCGCCCUCCUAAAUUUCCUGUUGUAUUUUCAAUUCCUGGAGCAAACUUUUUUUCCUGUUACGGCAAAGGUAGCUGGUCAGGUGAGAGUGGGGUUUAAUCUGAACCCCCUCUCCCUGCCCCCUAUAUACACAUACACACACCAAACAGUGCGUUCAGAGAGAUUAAGGAGCAAAACAGCCGUCUGUUUUAUGUGGAAAACACCUGGAACUUGCUGAGGGAGGAUCCGGUUCGGAUGAAAAGGAAGGGGUCAGGUGGAAACAGGAGGGACUCCGGCUCCUUGUCUCCCCUCAUCGCCGCCUGCCCGGUGCCUACACCAUGCCCAGAGCUUUCCUGGUCAAAAGAAAAGAGCCUUACCCGGAGAUCCGAGACUGGAAUGAGCUGCCAGACGAAGAGAGAGCCGACACCUACAUACCAGUCAAUUUGAGUUGCUUUCUGAGUUACGAAGAAGAAAGCAAGACCCAGGAUCCACCACCCGGAACAACUGGUUUGGACAAACUGCUGAACGAUUCAAGCGAGCCCCGCCUCCUCUACAAGACCGAACCGGACCAGGAGAAUGCGGAGGAGCAAGUUCUGGCACCGGAAUGCAAAAAGCGCAACGUCUUGCGAACGAAAAUCAAGAUCACCACUGGGGAAUGCAGCGACGCCACCUUCCGCUGCCAGGUGUGCAGCAAGGGCUUCCGGCUACAGCGCAUGCUCAACCGGCACCUGAAGUGUCACAGCCAGGUGAAACGUCACCUGUGCACGUACUGCGGCAAAGGCUUCAAUGACACCUUCGAUCUGAAGAGGCACGUCAGGACGCACACUGGAAUUCGCCCUUAUAAAUGCAGCCUUUGCCAUAAAGCCUUUACACAGAGAUGCUCCUUGGAAUCACACCUCAAAAAGAUCCACGGAGUGACACAGAAAUACAGCUACAAGGAGAGGAGGGCAAAGCUCUAUGUGUGUGAAGAAUGUGGGUUCACAGCCAUCAACCAAGAGGACCUUUAUCUUCAUAUGAAGCAAAAUCACCCAGAAAACCCACUACUUAAAAAGACUUCAAAGAAGAUAGCUGCAGCUCUGCAGAACAAACUCAACUCUGUGCUGCACAACAGUGACGAAAAUAAGGAUUCUGAAUAGGAGCAAAAGAAGAGGCAGUGGUGUCGAUGGUGAAGUUUUGAUACUUGCACUGCUGGAUAAACAAAACAUAUGGUUAGUGUGACUGACAUAGUUAAACACAGUGGGAAGAUUACCUUAAAUCGCUGGUGCAAAUGAACUGUUUUUUAAAAAUAGUUUGCUGGAUAUAGCAUAGUAAACAUUUACACUUUUGAUACUGAUCCAGUAUCCUAAAGGGCUACACUUUUAAUAAAAAAAUCCUUGAGACUUGGGUAUUGCUAUCAAUUCCAGAAUAUAAGGUGGCGUAGGGCUGCCUUCUUGAAUUGUUAUUAAUUUGCAUACAAUCUAGCACAACUUACUAGGCCAUUUUAGUUUGCGAUUAACCAAAGUCUGAGUUUGAAUGGUGCUUUGGGCUUUCAACACUUCUUCUCUGUAGGUUUUGUUCUUUGAAGAUAUAUUUUGUUUACCAUUUUUCUUUUUUUUUAAAAUUUGUUGGUUCAAGGGUAUAUUUUUUUCCACAGCGGGAUAUACUUUAUUCAUUUGUUGCCUUUUGAAUUUGAUACAUAAUUCUAUAUCAAGGGAAAUAUUGUGAAUUUCCAAAAUUGAGUACAGAUCUCUUAAUUUGAUAUGGACAAUUAUUGAUACAGAUAAUUUAAUGCAUAACAUUCCAAAAGGUGUCCUGUAUAAACUUCUUAAAAAGACUUUAUAUUACAAAGAGGAAUUGAAAUUUAUGGUAUGCUGUUUUCUACUGGUCUGUUAAUUAAAAAAAAAAUCAACAUUUUUUACAA
Chiloscyllium plagiosum (whitespotted bambooshark) is the source of this 1880-nucleotide messenger RNA. Its product is annotated as transcription factor Ovo-like 2. Gene Ontology annotation, biological process: epidermal cell differentiation; regulation of transcription by RNA polymerase II. The record is from RefSeq and is a predicted model, not a curated record. Gene Ontology annotation, molecular function: DNA-binding transcription factor activity, RNA polymerase II-specific; RNA polymerase II cis-regulatory region sequence-specific DNA binding. NCBI's taxonomy places the organism in Eukaryota, Metazoa, Chordata, Chondrichthyes, Orectolobiformes, Hemiscylliidae. Gene Ontology annotation, cellular component: nucleus.